This is a messenger RNA of Amoebophrya sp. A120, 2179 nucleotides long. The record is from the annotation of a GenBank genome assembly. Lineage: Eukaryota; Dinophyceae; Syndiniales; Amoebophryaceae.
GCUCAAACAAGCACGACCCAUGCAGUCAUCGCUGAGUUGUGUGUAAAAAGUGUAGCCCCGUUGCAAAUCUGACCAGAGAUGGAGCAAGUUCAAGAGUCUCCGCAGCAGUCCUACGCGGAGAUGCUGCCACGAGUGUGCGUCACUACCUAUCAACACGCAUUCUAUCCGCGGCCCAACAUAGUCAGAUGGUCCUCCUGGCAGUGAUUCAGUAAAAGUUCCCGCUCGACAAAAGGAAAAGCCUACGACUACGACAAUUCAAAAAGCAUAAAGAUGACGGAACCCGAGGAGUCGCUUGCCCGCUUGCGGGUGGUCCUGGAGGACACUCGCUUUUCUCCGGAGCAAGCGGUCGAGCACCUGUUAGGGCUGAAAAAAUCCAGCACCUUCUUUCCGGAAGCGCGUCUGACCGCUGCAGUUUUUGUGGCGGAGAAUAUGCAAGACUCGCACGGUCUGGGCCCUCGGUUUUGCCGACUGGUGGAACUGCUGCUGAAAUCACAGGUGCUGGAGGUCACGGGACUUCUGCGCAUGAUGGAAGAGAUGCUGACGGAGAUAGAAUCCGAACCAAAAACCCGACCCGCACAAACAGCCGGCGGCGGUAGCGGCACGACUUUGGCUGCAGAGGAGCACGCAGCCGUACUGGACACACUGCUGCAGGUUUGUCCGCAAGUUCCUCUACCCGCGAGAACCAAGAAGCUGGCACAGAAAUACCGCAAGCGCUUUCCACGCCUUGCACAGAACCUCAUCGUUCCGCAGGUGGUGACUUCUGGUGUCAUUGACGGCGAAGUGGACGCCACAAUACUCGACGGACAUGCACACGCCGGUGGGCAAAUGUUUAAAAAUCGUCUCAGCUGCUCACUGCAUCCCUGUUCGCGGAUGUGGAUCCCAGCUUCGAACUCCGGGUCAAGUUCUUCCAGUUCCUCCUCGUCCCGCCUGCCGUUCUUCUGUGUCAGUUACGUGGACUCGCAAACUCUUCUGACUGGGACAAAAAACGCGGUAUGCCAAUUUGACGUCACUGCGCAAUUAUGCACGGAUAUCAUUCCCUGCGAGGACUUUUCCGUCGUUUCCCUCGCACACAGCAAGCUCGGCGACCGGGCCAGCGUCGGCCUGGUGUCUGCCGACGGGCGGACAAGCGCCUUCGCGCAGCUCUGGCGAGAUACGCAGCAGGUGUGGCAAGUGGAAAUGCCCGACAAGCAGACCACUUUCGAGCGCGUAACUCGAAGUUGCUUCCUCGGCGACGCGGUCUGUCUCGCAGCCACCACGCUCGAGGAGAGCCUGCUACUGAUUCAGGGCGAGAGGGAGCUGCGCGCGGCGCGGCAGGUGCCGCUCGUGACGCCAGCCGGGGACCUCGUCGCGCUAGACCCGUUUUGCCUGGCCGCGGUGUCGCGCGCCCCAGCGGCAAGCUUGAUGCUCUUCGACAUCCGCGAGAAAAACGCAUGUGUGUCGGAAUACUCCAUGGCAGAAACGGAUCUGACGUGCGUUGCGGCUGUGAAGGUAAGUAGUAGCUACCAGUCGCAGCUUUAUUGUCUCCUGCUUCUGUUUUUCAUUGUUCUCCUUCUCGUACUCAUGCAUUGUUUCACAUAUUCGAGAACAGCCGCAUCCUAGCCCGCAAAGCACAUAUGUUGAAACUCUUUCAGGCUAAUUCGCAGUCUCCCGCGCCCACAUCGAUUCUUUGUGCCGGUGACGGCUGUUUUCAGUUCGACGCACGCAAACUGGAGCGUGGUCCGCAGGCCGGCCGGGAGCUCAUCGGCACCGCGAUACGGCUGCAUCCCUUGCGGCUGCCGAACUACUGCGCACUGCUGGACUCGUCUGGAGUCUACUCUUUCGACGUGAACACAAUGGAGCAGCUCGAACCCGCUGGAGGGGGUAAGCGUGCAGAUGCGUCCGCUGCAAAUAGCAGUUUCUGCUACGACCUCGCGGUCUGCGGUGACGCGAUUUUUGCAAGUGGCCUCGACGGAGUACAGCACUAUAGGGCACAGUGGUCAAAUAGUGGCCCCUAAACGAAUGACCGUCGUCAUGAAUAUCAAUAUUUUUCACUUGUGUGUGCCCGGACAGCACUGGGAACAUUUUUGUGUGCCGCGUGUCAACGCUGGAGGGUGGCCUCGCGUGGUGGUCUGUUCCACAAACCCUUCUCUAGCGCUUGCAAGCGCGCUUGAGAUUCGGUAACAUUAUCAUUAAAGCCCCG